UUGCGAUGGCCCGUACAAAGCAGACUGCCCGUAAAUCCACCGGAGGUAAAGCUCCUAGAAAGCAGCUCGCCACCAAGGCAGCUCGUAAGAGCGCUCCUGCUACUGGCGGCGUGAAAAAGCCUCACCGCUAUAGGCCUGGGACUGUAGCUUUGCGUGAGAUCCGUCGUUAUCAGAAGUCUACGGAGCUGCUGAUCCGUAAGCUUCCUUUCCAGCGCCUGGUGAGGGAAAUCGCUCAAGAUUUCAAGACCGAUCUGCGUUUCCAGAGUUCCGCCGUCAUGGCGUUGCAGGAAGCCAGUGAGGCUUACUUGGUUGGUCUGUUUGAGGACACCAACUUGUGCGCCAUCCACGCCAAGAGGGUAACCAUCAUGCCCAAGGACAUCCAGUUGGCGCGUCGCAUCCGCGGCGAACGUGCUUAAGGUCUGGGCGCCAGUGAUCCGCCUGGAUAACCCAAAGGCUCUUUUCAGAGCCGCCUCCAUAGUCCAAAAAGAGCGAGUCUUUAUCGUUCUGGUUAAACUGCGAAAUCAUCUCACUCCUUUUAUUGAACUUACUAAAAUUUUAAUAUAUAGAACUUAAAAUUAAACUGCAUAAAAAUGAACAAUGUUUUCUAUCCUACGGUUUAGCUCAAUUUCAGUUCUUCAGAUACCUCAUUUUUAGACUUGUACAAGUUAUAACCGAUAUUAUGUAUCAUCCACGCACA
Messenger RNA from Paramormyrops kingsleyae, 697 nucleotides. Its product is annotated as histone H3. NCBI's taxonomy places the organism in Eukaryota, Metazoa, Chordata, Actinopteri, Osteoglossiformes, Mormyridae. Gene Ontology annotation, molecular function: structural constituent of chromatin; protein heterodimerization activity; DNA binding. The record is from RefSeq and is a predicted model, not a curated record. Gene Ontology annotation, cellular component: nucleosome.